UCUGGUACCGAACAAGCAUAGUAAGACAAUACACAAUCGGAUUCGGAUUCAGUCAUCUCAUUCACAAGUGCAAAUUUAUUCAAUUAUUUAUUUUUUCAAUUUCAAUUCAAUAUCAUCGUCAUCUUUUCUCCUACAUAUAAAUAAAUUCGGAUGAAAUAAGUGUUUGUUUGUAAAAGUGAUAUAAAUAAGUGACAGAGGCAUUAAUAUCGUCGGCAUGAUGCAAGCGCACCAAAAUGUUCCAGCUCAAAUGGGCAUUCAAAAUAUAUAUGUUCUUGCUGAUAGUUCUGGUAUUCCUCAUAGCGCGGGUAGUUCAGCCAGCAAUUCACCGAAUCAUUACGAGCGUUAUUCACCGAGUAAUUUAAUGGACCUAAGUAGUCCGUCGGAGCACCGAGCUCUCCCAGAUUUUACCCACUCUCAACAUACACUUCAAGGAUAUCAACCACUUGUCAACAAUUAUCAAUUUUACGAAAAUUAUGAUGAAGAUAAAAGAUUUCACCAUGCUCAACAAUCUGAGGAAAAAUUCAAUCCAUAUAAGAAAGAUCUCUCCCCAUUCGAUUACAAUAGAAAUUCUCCAAGUUUUCUCUCUGAGCAUAGCCGAGAGAAUGAGCACAACAUUUAUCUUCCCGCUUCAUCACCAACAUCAGAUAUUUAUCAUUCGCCAGGCGCAAAGGGGGCGAAAAUCAACUCCAGUCAAUCAUCAAGAUUAACCAUAUUCGAGCCAACAAGUGAAUCUCCAAUUGAAUAUAAACCAACAAUUCACACGGAAUUUCAUUUGAAUCCAUCCCGGUGUAUUCAAGAGGAGCUCACACGGGAUUCACAAUUUUCGUCCAGUGGAGGGGAUCCUUCACUCACAACGAGAAAUUAUAAUGUCAACAAUGUCCAAAAAAUCAAUGGAAAGAGGAAAAGGAAAAUUAGUUACAAUAAUGGAAAUGAUUCUGAAUGUGAGAGCAUUCCAUCCUCAAUAGGAUCUAAGACUAAAGUACGACGUAAAAAUCCUGGAAGUUUUGAAGAACUUCAGACUCAACGAGUUAUGGCGAAUGUAAGAGAGAGACAGAGAACGCAGAGUUUGAAUGAAGCAUUUACAAAUUUGAGAAAAAUCAUACCAACUCUCCCAAGUGAUAAAUUGAGCAAGAUUCAAACAUUAAGGCUCGCCACGCGAUACAUUGACUUUCUCAAUCAAUUAAUCGCACGUUGUCCCAUUGAAGCAAUCGAAAACCGGUGCAAUAUAGAUGAAAACAGUCAAACGAUCGGAGGAGGCUCGACAUCAUGCAGCUACGUUAUUCACGAACGGCUUUCGCACGCCUUCAGUAUGUGGCGAGUGGAAAGUGAAUGGAAUGCCAAUCUCUAAAUAAGUAUUUGCGCCCAUCUCAAUAUCAUAUGCAUUUUUUUAUUUUCGCUGGAUCGAAAAUAUAAAAAUUGCUAUUUCAAAUAAGACCUUCCUAUUGUUAAAUGGAGUGGUGAAGUUGAAAGAAUCGUGGGUCAUUCCCCAAUGCAGUGGGGAAAUUAGCCGUUACUGGUGUACCCGGACACUCAAUAACAAUAGACAUGAUUAUUCCGGGGCUUUUCCAAAGUCAUUGAGUGGAACAUCCUUGUUGUAAAUCAAGAAAAAAAGAAGAAGGGAUGAGAAACUAACUGAGAAGAGAAAGAAGAUGCAUUUUAGUUUAAAUUAUCAUAGGAAUGUCACAAAAAAAAAAAGGAGAAAAAAUCAAACAGAAACAGGAGAUGGUGCAGACGGUUAUAUAUCUUGUGGGCAAAAUAUUAUUUUUUCCCAAGAUGACUGCCUUGCAGUAUCGGUCGGACGGUCGUCUCCAUUUCCCCUCUGUCUCAACUCUCACGAGGUUUUGGUAUUCAUAUAUAUAUAUAUUUUUCGUUAUUCUCUGGUCGCUUUUUUUCAACCUCAGUCGCCUCAAUCUUCAAGAUCUGAGUGUGAGAGAAUCGUGUGAAUAUUUUAAAUUCGAGUUCAUCAUUGAGUUUAAUGGAACAAGCAUGAAUUAAAAAUUGCGCAAUGCAAUUUCUUAUGCGCUUUCUAUUAAUACAGUGAAAUUUAUAAUUAAUGAAAAUAAUAUGCAAGAAAAAAUUAUUGUUUUCGACAAAACAAUGAAUUCCAUUAAUUAGGUUAAAAAAAAAAGAGAUCAAACGCAAAAAGUAGUUGUGUUUUGUGACGGAGCUUACGAGGAAGCUUACUAUUUAUUCCCAAUUUUGAACAAUUCGUUUUUUUCAUGCUUUUUUUUCUUGUUUAUUAAUUAUUUAUCUUUGUCAAGUGCCUCGAAACGCCUUGAAUCAUGCAGUUGAUCUACCAAAGAUAUCAAGUAUUUUUAUUAUGUAUGAGCUUCUGUGAGGCAAAUAAUAGAAAAUCCAUUGCAAUUUUUUCAAUCUCCUGCAGCAUCAAAUAGUAUACAUUUCCAUCUUAUCAACGAAAUUAGUUACUAAAAUUAUUUUUAUAUUAAACAUAAUAAUGGGAAUAAGGUCGGAUGUUGCAAUAAUUUAUUUAGAAAACAGAAGAAUGAAAAAUUUACACAACUAGUAUUACCCGUAGAUAUAGUGGUAUUGUAAAUAAUUAUAUGUAUAUACCUGUAUAUAGUUAAGAUGUACAUUAAGUUUGUUCCAUAUUGUGAAUUUUCUCUUCCAUUCCUAUCAAAUUUUUUUUGUCCGAUUUUCCAAAAAUCAUUGUACAGUAUUUUUUAUAUGCCACAAUAUUUGCAAUAAACCAAAAACUACACACAAAUAUAAGCAUAUGUGUGUAGAACAUAGCACAGCUGCUGGUUAAAUCCGGUUCACAUGACGUCUUGGGUCACUUCCUUCUCUUACUUGUCAUACUCUUCGCACCAUUCAUCUUUUCCUCCUUUUGUCGCACUCAUUAUCUUUUUUUUUCAGUACUCUUGUGAUUUGUCCUUGCUCAAGUUACUCCCACGUUACAAUGAAAAACGAAAAAAAAAAAAAAAAACAAACACAAAUAGGAAAAAAACCCAAUCAAAUUUGGUCAUUCAAAAGAGAAAAAGAACAGAGAAAAGAAAUUAAAUAUUAGUCGGAUAUAUAACUCAAAUUAAAAACACUGCUUUCAUUCAUUACUAUACGCGACUUGACCCAUAUUCGCGGAAUCGACUUGUCUGACCCAGUAUUCUCUAGAAUUUUUUUUAUUUUCUUCUCACGCAUUGCCGAAAGAUCACAGAUUCUUCUCUAGAUUCUUCAAGUCGCCGACAAAAACCAGAGAAACUUUGGAGUUAUAAUUUUUCCAGUUCUCUGUGCUGAAUCGCUUUUUUUUUUUAUUUUACUUUUCAGUUUUAAAAUAAUCAUCAUGAGAAUGUUACCUCCAUCGGUUACGAAGUUUUCAAGCACCAAAAAUAACUAAAGAUUGUAGGGUAUUGGGAGGAAACUGAAGAAGUAGCGUGACGACAUCUUCUUCGUUUUUUCUGUCUUUCUCUCCUCUCUCUUCUAUGUUUGUAUGCAACCCGAACCGGCAAGUAUUUCCCUUGACAUCCCCUGCUUGCACUGGUAAUUGUCAGUGAACUGCGUUUCUUUCACUUUAUACUCGAAUAACGGCAACGUUUGAUAAAAUUUCGAGGGGAUGAGUACUCGAUGGGAAUAACUGUUUGUAGUGGAUUCAAACCGUCUUACUUACUUGGAACACAAUUUAUCGGUAAAUUUUCCAUUCAAAUAUUUUCUGAUCAAGUACAAAUAAAUAUAAAAUUUCUUCUUGGUAAAAUAUAGGAAAAUCCAGAAACCAUCACAUGUUGUUAUAAUUCAAAAAUUGGCUUCAUUAUUGUCUACAGUUUGAAAAUGUAAAAUAAUAUGAGAAAUAAUUUACGAUAUAUGAGUAAAAAAUUUGGUCUACAAAUUCCUUAUUUAAUAAAUUAAUGAAAAUUUAUUGGAUACACAUCUUAUCCAAUCCGAUCUAAUUUCCUUAUAGGCUAUACGAAUGUUUUUAUAUUUAUGUGAUUUUUCCCCAGCCAUAAGACAAAAAAAAAAGGAAAAUGUAUUA
Molecule: messenger RNA, 3979 nt
Organism: Fopius arisanus
Lineage: Eukaryota; Metazoa; Arthropoda; Insecta; Hymenoptera; Braconidae
Gene: Twi
Exons: 2
Coding region: 215-1348 (377 amino acids)
Biological process (GO): regulation of transcription by RNA polymerase II; developmental process
Molecular function (GO): RNA polymerase II transcription regulatory region sequence-specific DNA binding; protein dimerization activity; DNA-binding transcription factor activity, RNA polymerase II-specific
Source: RefSeq, a predicted model, not a curated record